This is a messenger RNA of Microtus ochrogaster (prairie vole), 4855 nucleotides long. RefSeq names its product fatty acyl-CoA reductase 1 (gene Far1). Gene Ontology annotation, cellular component: peroxisome. NCBI's taxonomy places the organism in Eukaryota, Metazoa, Chordata, Mammalia, Rodentia, Cricetidae. The record is from RefSeq and is a predicted model, not a curated record. Gene Ontology annotation, molecular function: alcohol-forming very long-chain fatty acyl-CoA reductase (NADP+) activity. Gene Ontology annotation, biological process: long-chain fatty-acyl-CoA metabolic process.
CUUCGGCGGCCGGUCGGGGGCGGUGAAAAGCGAGUGAGGAGAGCGCGACGGCGGCGUAGCCAUCGCUGAGGGGAGAGCGAGGCCCGAGCUUCCGCAUCGAGUCAAAAUGGUUUCAAUCCCAGAAUACUAUGAAGGCAAGAAUAUCCUCCUCACAGGAGCUACUGGUUUCUUAGGGAAGGUGCUUCUGGAAAAGUUGCUGAGAUCUUGUCCUAAGGUGAAUUCAGUCUAUGUUUUGGUGAGACAGAAAGCUGGACAGACACCGCAAGAGCGUGUGGAAGAAAUCCUUAGUGGCAAGCUUUUUGACAGGUUGAGAGAUGAAAAUUCAGAUUUUAGAGAGAAAAUUAUACCAAUCAACAGUGAACUCACCCAACCUAAACUCGCUCUCAGUGAAGAAGAUAAGGAGGUCAUUAUAGAAUCUACCAAUAUCAUAUUCCACUGUGCAGCUACUGUAAGAUUUAAUGAAAAUUUAAGAGAUGCUGUUCAGUUAAAUGUGAUUGCUACACGACAGCUUAUUCUCCUUGCACAGCAAAUGAAGAAUCUGGAAGUGUUCAUGCAUGUGUCAACAGCGUACGCCUACUGCAAUCGAAAGCAUAUCGAUGAAGUAGUUUAUCCUCCCCCUGUAGAUCCCAAGAAGCUGAUUGAUUCUUUAGAGUGGAUGGAUGAUGGCCUAGUAAAUGAUAUCACACCAAAAUUGAUAGGCGACAGACCUAAUACAUACAUCUACACCAAGGCACUGGCAGAAUAUGUUGUACAACAAGAAGGAGCAAAGCUAAAUGUUGCCAUUGUAAGGCCAUCGAUUGUUGGUGCCAGUUGGAAAGAACCUUUUCCAGGAUGGAUUGAUAACUUUAAUGGACCAAGUGGUCUCUUCAUUGCGGCUGGGAAAGGAAUUCUUCGAACAAUGCGUGCCUCCAACAAUGCCCUUGCAGAUCUUGUUCCUGUAGAUGUAGUGGUCAACACAAGCCUUGCUGCAGCCUGGUAUUCUGGAGUUAAUAGACCAAGAAACAUCAUGGUGUAUAAUUGCACAACAGGCAGCACUAAUCCUUUCCACUGGGGGGAAGUUGAAUACCAUGUAAUUUCCACUUUCAAGAGGAAUCCUCUCGAACAGGCCUUCAGACGGCCCAAUGUAAAUCUAACCUCCAAUCACCUUUUAUAUCAGUACUGGAUUGCUGUAAGCCAUAAGGCCCCAGCAUUCCUGUAUGAUAUCUACCUCAGGAUGACUGGAAGAAGCCCAAGGAUGAUGAAAACAAUCACCCGUCUUCACAAAGCCAUGGUGUUUCUUGAGUAUUUCACAAGUAACUCUUGGGUUUGGAAUACUGAUAAUGUCAAUAUGUUAAUGAACCAAUUAAACCCUGAAGAUAAAAAGACCUUUAAUAUUGAUGUAAGGCAGCUACAUUGGGCAGAAUAUAUAGAGAAUUACUGCAUGGGAACUAAAAAGUAUGUAUUGAAUGAAGAGAUGUCUGGCCUCCCUGCAGCUAGAAAGCAUCUAAACAAGUUGCGGAAUAUCCGUUAUGGUUUCAAUACUAUCCUUGUGAUUCUUAUCUGGCGCAUUUUUAUUGCAAGAUCACAAAUGGCAAGAAACAUCUGGUACUUUGUGGUUAGUCUGUGUUACAAAUUUCUGUCAUACUUCCGAGCAUCCAGCACUAUGAGAUACUGAAGACCAAGAAUUUAGCAUUAGAACAUCUAUGCAUAUGGUGAUCUAAAUGCACAAAAUGUAAAAUGUACCUAAGUCAUCUCACCUUUUGUUAAGACAUUAAACCAUUUUAAGUUUGAGCGUGGAGUAAAUUAUGGUCCAUUUUAUGUAACAUUUUAAUGUUUAUGCUGAAAAUCUAGUGAACACACUGUGGUAUGCCAGCUCAGAUUUGCAGUACCCACUCAAACUAUGACUUAUCAUUUUGAUCUUUGGAAUGCAGAGGGUAGGAAGAGGAAAGAAGCGGGACUAUGGGAACAUUGACCAGUAUAACUGUGCAGUUCUGGAACAUACUAAUUAAAACAUGCCUUAACAUGCAGUUCUAAUAUUCAGUGCAAUGGGAAGUGUGCAGAGAGGAAGCCUAGCUAAAUUAGUUAAGUAUUUGAUUUGAUUCUUCAAUGUUAGAUUUUUUUUUUGAUCAGAUGAGAGGUGGGUUUUAGUUUUGUUAAGACCACAGCCAUGUAUUUUUGCUUCCUAUAAAUUAUAGGUGGUAGCAUAUAUAAAGACUUGUUCUAACUUUCUGAUUAAAUGUGCGUUGCAUAUCAUUUUCCUGCAAGUAAUCAGUUGCUCUUAGGAUCAGAAGGCCAAAUAUUAUUCUAAAGACACUAACGGACCUAAGUGAACUUGAGAACCCGGAUCAGUACAUGCUCUGUGCAUUUGAAGCAAAGUGAAACCGUGCACAGUAAACCCGUGUUAGCAUCAAAUGUAACUCUAGUGAGAUAUGUUCUCAUUUUGAAGAGAGUUUCUUGAGACUUGAUUGAGAUGGCAUUGGGGAAGAUUUGUCACAUGUGUUCUCUCCUCCCUUACAAAUUUUCUCGCAGAAUUCACCCCGUCUUGAACGUGCAUUAUUCUGAAGGAAUGUAGUUACAGCUUUUAACAUUAAGAAAAUAUCCUCAUGUGUUUACCAACACAUACUAAUUUUGACCUUGAAAGCUGAAUUCCUUAAAAAUAAAUAAUGCAUAAGUAUGUGUAUAAAAUUAAAUAAAGGAUUUUACCAUGUAAAGUAGCAAACUUUUGAAUGAGUAUCAAGUCAUCAUUUCUUUGCAUGUUGUUUUAGCUUUAGAAAGACAUGCGUUAUAGAAACAAGUAAUAGCAAGAAAAUUGAUGUAUAUUUAUUGAUGCAUUACAAUUCCCUUUAAAUCUUACUAGUUUGUUACUAUUUUAUCAUAUAUUUUCUUUAAUGACUUGUUCAGCACAACACUGUUAUAAUUAAGCUGAUCAAGUACUACAUUUAAAUCAUCAGCUGUGUAUCUUGAAAGUGCUUAAAGGGGUCAGUUCACAGUACAAGAAAUGAAAUGUAACUUUACAUUUUAAUUUUUUGCCAGUUGAAAUGCAGUGUAGAAGAAGUUUAUUUUGCUAUUGUGGAAAAGCAAAAUGUAAGGAAACCAACUUUUUCCAUGCAGGUGUAUAGUCUUGAAAAGGAAAAAAAAUGCUUCUAUGUUGAAGCCAGACUUUGUGUAGUAAAACUUAUAAACAUAAUUUUAAAAGAAGUAUGUAUGUAAAUAUCUAUGUAUUCUUUGGAAUGAUACUGAAGUCUCUGGUCUAGGACCAUGCCUUGUUUAAGGUAUGAGAGACCAUGAUAGUAUAUGAAAAUGGAAUAAAUGAUGCCUAUAAGGUGGCCCACAUAAUAUACAUUGAAUACUCCAUGUCUCCAAACAUAUUUCCAUGAUGUAAUGACAACAUACUAACCUUUGUAUGAUUUUUGUACAUCUGCCAAAUAUACCUAGAAUCUGGUGAAUUGUCUUUGGGUCUCAGAAAAGAAUCAGGUGCAAUGUAAGCAGGUCUGUAAAGUGAAUCAACAUGUGUCUUCUGUUUAUUGCUCUUGUCAUCUAAUUUAAAGCAGUGCUGACUAGGGCUAUGCUGAAGUUACAAAAUAAUUUUGUGUAUUUAGAAUCCUGUUCUCAAAAGAAAGGUAAUGAAUAAAUGACACUCAUUCUGGAAUUCACAAUUUUGAAAUUAAUAUGGAGAGAUCGUCAGUCCUCACCAAGUAUGCUUUGGAGUCAAGUCAUAUUUAAAGGAUUUGUAAAUGUAUUUUGUUUGUUUGUAAUUUGCUAGAUAGCACUUUUAGUUCUGAUUUUAUUUUCCAUAGAGAUUAUUCAAUAGGACAACCUGUAAAAUAAAUUUAUUUCAUUCAACUUAUUUGACAAAACCGUAUUCUAAACCAUUUGGGGGGUUUUUCACUAUCUUUCCUUCUCUGAACUCUGGCAUACAUAUUUGUACACUGUAAUGUCAUUGUGACCAUUUAAUUGCCUUGGCAACGCUAAUGUAUCUUAAAGCUUAGUGCAGAUAAGCAUGAGCAGGUGGUAUGUUGUUUGACUUAAGGGUGACAUAGAAUAAGCGUUCCUCCAGUCUGCCUGAUGAAGCUUGGAAGCAGGAGGGGACUCUCCCCUCUCCUUUGUGUUUGUCUGUAGGAACUGAUUGGAAAAUUUUGUUUUGUGUAUUGUUUGUUUGUUGUUUUAAGUGUAAACUGAUAAUCUUUUAUAAGAAGUAAAUAGAAGCAUUGGGUGCCUUUGUUUGUAAACCAAAAAGUAAUAAAUGAACCCUAUAUUUCUAUUCUAGCAUCUAUUGUAUUUUUACACUGUGGAAAUCAUCCAUGAGUUACCGUGACUACGUAGUUCUGACCAUUUCAUCUUAGGUGCCCUCAUUGAUUCUCAGCAUCUUUUAUUUAUGUCUGAGUUAUUCACACAGUACUUUAGAGGAAGCAUGUAGGCAUAAUAAACACUUAGUUAAAAAUAUUUUUAUACAACAGUUAAUAAUGAAACAGAUUUUGUUUUUUUUUUUUUAAUGUAAACAGAACCAAGAGACCACCAGCACAUUUCUAGGGCAAAUCACAUCAUGUUUAUAGAUUCUUCACCAGUAAUGAUCUACUUUAUUAAAAGGAUUACUCAUUUUCACAGAGAUUGAGUGAACCACAUGGGGGAGGAUGAGAAUGCAUCAGGAUAAGGUUGCAGUGUAAAUGGUUUUGUAAGCAUGGCUUUCUAGGCCAGCUUCCAGCUCUGUCUUGAAACCGUUUGCACUGACUUGUUCUGCUUUGGAAAAAAAAAAAUCUAAUUUUGCAUGAGAAGCUUAGAGAAAAGGGUAUAUGCUGCAUAACUUACCAUGGAAAUGAGUUUCACAGUCUGUUUAAAUGUAUAUGAAAUAUUUUCUUAAUAAAGAAAAUUUGAGCAA